AUGAAAUCACUACAUUCCAUUUUGAGUUUUGCAUUAUUUUUAAAGGGUUUUUUAAUUUAUAAUGAAACCUAUGAUCAACUGAAUGAAAACAACAAGUAUGUAAAUAAUUACCGAACUAAUAGCUCUUUGUGCUUUCUUACAGAUCAGCUGUAUAGUGAUUUUAUAUGGAAACAUAUCCCUCUUAACAUGAAAAUAUCCGCAACUAAUUUAACUAGUAUUUUUUUAUUGUGUAUCGAUUUUAUUUCGGAAGCAAAUUUGUAUGCAAUUAAUGCUAUAUUAAAUUCAAAAAGCAAUAAAAAAAAUAAAUUAAAUGUUAAAGAAAUUUGUAAAGCUGAAAAAAAAAUGAAUUUAUGUGGUUUGAACAGAACAAUAAGAAAAAAAAACUUCUUUGAAGGUAAGCAAAAAAAUUUUUAUGAUGUUAAGAAUAAAGGAAAAAGGAAAGAAAUUGUUUUUUCAAAAAUUGAUAUCUUUAAAAAGGUCGAUGAAAUUCAUUUCUAUGUAUUUACUAAUGAUUUUAUAAAUAAUCUUGAUCCUAUUAAGAUUCAGCAGUUUAUGAAUUACGUAGCAAAUUUCAACUUUUUAAAAAAGAUCAAUAAACGUUGUAUCAACUUGUUUUGUCAAAACCAGCUCAUAAAAAUGUCAAUUGCUGAGUAUUUUAUUUUGGGGAUAUGGUCAUUUUUAAAAGAAGUUGAUGAGACAACUUUGGGUAGUGGAUUUCAAAUAACAACUAACCAUGACUGCUAUUAA
Messenger RNA from Vairimorpha ceranae, 747 nucleotides. RefSeq lists its product as hypothetical. The record is from RefSeq and is a predicted model, not a curated record. The transcript has a single exon. NCBI's taxonomy places the organism in Eukaryota, Fungi, Microsporidia, Nosematidae. Bases 1 to 747 code for a protein of 248 amino acids.